This is a messenger RNA of Ceratina calcarata, 1681 nucleotides long. RefSeq names its product tRNA methyltransferase 6 non-catalytic subunit (gene Trmt6). Gene Ontology annotation, biological process: tRNA methylation. NCBI's taxonomy places the organism in Eukaryota, Metazoa, Arthropoda, Insecta, Hymenoptera, Apidae. The transcript has 2 exons. Gene Ontology annotation, cellular component: tRNA (m1A) methyltransferase complex; nucleus. The record is from RefSeq and is a predicted model, not a curated record. The coding region runs from base 187 to 1587 and encodes 466 amino acids.
AACAGGAAUGUACUCGUAAUUACCAUAUUUUUUAAUAAGAAUUAUAAACUGGAAUGAAGAAUAAUAGGAAAAUUGUUAUACGAAUUUCGAACGGGCCUGAAUUAAAAAACUGCAUAUAACAUUGACAACCUAUAACUUUUUGAGGUUAUCGCAUAUUGUAUUCAGGGGAACGCAUCUGAGAGAAACAUGUGUGAAAUUGAGGAAGAUACGAUUGCCGUGGGCAUGUACGUGAUAAUAAAGAAACUGAAUUUCAAGAAAAUUUAUAAAGUGACAGCAAACGGGAGUCUGAUGUUGGGAAAGGAUUUGGUAGAGAUGAGCGCGAUUAUAGGAAAACGUUUCUGGAGCACGUUUGAGAUGAUACCGACGAAAGAAGGCAAACGUGCAUAUUCGCUGAAGGAAGUAUUAGAAGCAGAAUCGUUAAACGAUUUAUUAAACGAGCUACCAAGCGGUAGCGACAAUCGUACCAUAAUCGAUGAUGGCACAUCGCAGAAACUUUCUAAGGAGGAGAUUCUCCAGUUGCAAGAAUCUGGGAAAACCGGUAAGGAGAUCGUAGGCAGUUUGAUAGAGAAUAACAAGUCUUUCUUGGACAGGACUGAAUAUUCCCAGGAGAAGUACCUGAAGAAGAAGGAGCAGAAGUACCUGAGAUAUUUAACAGUGUGCAGGCCGAAUAUAAGCUCAUUGCACGACGUGUACUUCAAGUUAGAUCUUAAUAAAAUUGGAGGCUUGAGGAUGGAUUCGUUGGCACAGUUACUAUCGUACAGCGACGUUCAAUCGGAUGGUCUGCAUAUUUUGUACGACAGUGGGUCUCAAGGAUUACCAGCUGCUGCGAUGUUGAACAGAAUCGGUUCGAACACGAACGGGCAUUUAAUCAAUUUACAUCCUGGGAACGUUCCCCAAGCGAUGCUCGUCAACGCUAUGAAUUUUCCUAAAGAGCAAACUGACAGAUUAGUCAAUGUUAAUAUUUACAGUUUCCUGAGAUUGUAUUACCAAGGUGAGAAUGCUGUGUGGAAUAAUAUUUCAAACAAGGACCACAGUAAUUGGAUAAACAAGGUGAAAGAGAGUAAAAGGAAAAAAGAGGAGGAAGAUCUCAUUGAGAAACCUCAAACAGAAGAAAUUUCAAGCAACGUUGUUAUCAAUGAGUCAGAGAAAGUGUUAAACGACGAAGUAAAUGAAGAACAAAAAACAGACAGUGGUUUGAAACGGAAAUUUGACGGAGGCAAUGAAUCUUCGGAUUCAACGCCUGCAAAGAAGCCGCGGUGGUUGUUGGACACUCAACGCGCCGUGGAGCUUGUGCAGGGCUCGAAGGCCCGAGGAUUGACCAUCGUGUGCAAGGAACAUCCCUUAAACAUCGUCACAGCACUUCUACCAUUUCUGGGAGCGUCCAGACCGUUCGUCAUUUACCACGCUUACCGGGAACCCCUGCAAGAGGUUUACGUGGCUUUAAAACAGACCCAGAACGUGAUUAAUCUAAGACUGUUUUCAAAUUUCUUGCGUUCUUAUCAAAUCCUGCCAGACAGAACGCAUCCUGACAUUUUAACUAACGAUACAGGCGGAUAUUUAUUAACUGGCUAUUUAGUUGAACAAUAAAUGAGUGGCAGUGGUGGGAGUAAGCUGAGUUGUAAGACUAGGUUCGAACAGCUGAUCGUUGACAAAGUUAGGUCACUCGGAACCUGCACAGUUU